AUGCUAUAUACAACAGCUUUCGAAUUCACAUUGGCAAUGCUCUACAGUUUGAACGACUUUGAUAAGGCUCUCAAAAACGCGACAGAUGUUCCAAUCUACGAGAUUUGGUAUCAGGCCACGAGAUCUGAAGCUGCAGCAACUGUAUUUAUCUUAAUCCUCCUCUGUAUUGCACUCAUUGCUCUAAAUGCAUGUGUUGAGUCUAGCUCACGUCUCACCUCGUCUUUCGCACGAGACAAUGCACUCCUCGGAUCCUGCUUCAUUGGCCAAGUUCACCCGAGACUACAGGUUCCUGUUGGGGCCCUUGUUGCUAACUCGGCGGUCAUCUUCGUCAUUGGCUGCAUCUAUCUGGGAUCAACCUCCGCUUUCAAUGCGUUCAUCGGCUCCGGUCUCCUCUUGCAGCAAUGCAGUUUCGCCACGCCGGCUGCGUUGCUUCUUUGGCACCGUAGAGCUGAGGGUGUUCUUCCUCAAUCUCGAGCUUUUAAGCUUGGUGCUUUUGGAUGGAUUGCCAAUCUGAGCACUGUGUUCUUUGCGCCGCUUAUUACUAUCAUGUACUAUUUCCCUGUUGCGCUGCCGGUCACAGGAGGAACAAUGAAUUACACAAGCGCGGUACACUAUAAGGGCCCUCGUCUUCCGGCCAUGUAG
This is a messenger RNA of Fusarium tjaetaba, 642 nucleotides long. Its product is annotated as amino acid polyamine transporter I. Lineage: Eukaryota; Fungi; Ascomycota; Sordariomycetes; Hypocreales; Nectriaceae. Bases 1 to 642 code for a protein of 213 amino acids. The record is from RefSeq and is a predicted model, not a curated record. Gene Ontology annotation, molecular function: transmembrane transporter activity. Gene Ontology annotation, biological process: transmembrane transport. Gene Ontology annotation, cellular component: membrane. The transcript is spliced from 4 exons.